AAACCAAAGUACACUACGUUAACAGUGUUCUACGCAGGUCCACGUAGUUCACGUUAUUUACAGGGAGGGGGCAGUGGCGUCGGCAAACUGAGCAGUGCCUAUCAUCCAGCCUCUGCUAAAUCACCGCUCUCCCCAAGGAAACAAAACAAUAUAGAAUUGGCUUGAAGGCGUGCAACAAGCAUUAGACCCUCUUUCGACACGACGACGCGCUUUUCCGUGGAAUGAGCAUUCCAUGCAGCAUCCUAGGUAUGAAUGACGUGGCCUGGCAGGAGACGAGAGGUGGGAUGCUGCAUGCAAAUGGUGCUCCUGAGACUGGUGGUGUGAGAGUACAUGGUGGCGGUCCCCUAGCUUCGGUCGCGGUAGCUGGACCAGCUCCAGGUGUUCAACAUUUACCAGGGAUGGACAGGGUUCCCAACCCCAACCCUGGUACUCCACAGCCUCUGCUGAGUGGAAGAUCGCAAGACGAUGCCACGGUUGGAUAUUUCUUUCAGCGGCAACCUGGGGAACAGCUUGGUGGUUGUGCUCCAAGUAAGCAUCGGUGGCCAACUGGAGAUGCUAAUCAUGUUGACCAGGGUCGAACAGUGGAUGAAAUGAACUAUGACUUUCAAGCUCUUGCUUUGGAGUCCAGGGGGAUUGGAGAGCUGUUGCCUGCAAAAAAGCUUUGGGAAUCAGAUGAACUUGCCAAAGAUGGAAGGAAAGGUAUGCUGCUUGGAGAAGAGUGGAGGGACAACGCCUGGGGAACAUCUCAUCAUUCAGUGUCUCAGCCAAUCAUGGUGCAGCGGCGACCAGGCCAGAGUUUUCAUGGGAAUGGGGAUGCCAAUUCAGUGCUUUCACCUCGGUCUGAAGGUGGAGGCCUGGGUGUGAGCAUGGUGGAGUACGUCCUGAGCUCCUCUCCUGGUGACAAGAUGGAUGGUCGCUACAGGAACGGGGGCUUUGGCGGGGGAGACGCUGAGCAAGAUGGGAGAGAGAAAGGGGAGGUUCAAGAUAAGAUCUCACCUUUUGAAGAGGAUAAGGGCCCAGAGAUGAAUGUUGUUGAUGACUGUGAUCCAGCGAAGGCCAAUGGAAGAUGUCUACUCAAUGGCAUGGACAGAGACUCAAAGGACUUCAAUCCAACCCCUGGAAGCCGUCAAGCUUCACCCACAGAAGCAGUAGAGAGGAUGGGGCCGAGUCACACAGGCUUGGAGAUGAUGGGACAGCACCACCCUCACCCACUCCAACAGCAAAACCCCGUCCAAAACAAGUCCCCAGCCGAAGAUUUCCAGAACCAGGAGGCCCAGAACAUGGGAGGCAUGGAGCAGCAAGCAGGUGUGGAGUCCCUCCAGUUUGACUACGCUGGGAACCAGAUCCAGGUCGACUCCUCAGGGACUCCAAUGGGGUUGUUUGACUACAACUCUCAGCAGCAGUUGUUCCAGAGAUCCAAUCAACUGACUGUUCAACAGCUCACUGCUGCUCAACAGCAGCAGUACGCUUUAGCUGCAGCUCAGCAGCAGCAUCUAGCUGGCCUUGCUCCUGCCUUCAUGCCAAACCCAUACAUCAUUAAUGCUGGGCCCCCUGGGACCGAUCCCUACACUGCUGCUGGGCUGGCAGCCGCUGCCACACUUGCAGGUCCGACAGUUGUUCCACCUCAGUACUAUGGUGUCCCUUGGGGUGUGUAUCCUGCUAACCUUUUCCAGCAACAGGCUGCAUCUACUGCCAAUCAUUCAAAUCAGCAAGCAUCCAAUCAGGGACCAGGUCCAGGCCAACAACAGGUGAUGCGCACAGGAAGCAACCAGCGACCUCUUACACCAGGGCAAAGCCAACAGAGUCAGCAGGAGUCUUUGGCUGCUGCUGCCGCUGCUAAUCCUGCUUUGGCGUACGCAGGAAUGUCAGGGUACCAGGUUUUGGCUCCUGCUGCGUACUAUGACCAGAAUGGGACUUUGGUGAUGGGCCCGGGUGCCCGUACAGGGUUGAGUGGUCCAGUUCGUUUAGUCCAGACCCCUCUCCUCAUCAACCCUGCUGCAGCACAGGCUGCAGCUGCAGUGUCUGCAUCUGGCUCUGGCAACAACAUGUCUGGUCCUCCAGCCAAUGGGCUGUAUCGCUCCAUGCCUCAACCACAGCCACAGCAACAGCAGCAGGCUCCCCCACCCAGCAGCGGCCUGCCGUCCAGCUCAUUCUACGGCUCUGGAUCAGUGCCCAACACUUCUCAGAGCAGUUCCCUUUUCUCACACACCUCUGCUGCACCGCCGCCACCAAGCUCCUCCCUGGGCUUCAGCAAUACCGGCGGCUCCCUCGGUGUUGGUCUGGGUUCUGCUCUUGGUGCUUUUGGUUCCUCCGUGUCCAGCUCUAAUAGUAGCAGCGUAUCUCGCCGGGACUCCCUGUUGGCCAACUCUGACCCGUACAAACGAGGUGGCAGUGCCCUAACUCCCAUUGGUCAGCCUUUUUACAACAGCCUGGGUUACUCCUCUUCACCCAGUCCCAUUGGCCUUACCCCAGGCCACUCCCCGCUGACUCCUCCCCCUUCUUUGCCCUCCUCUCAUGGAUCCACCUCAAGCCUUCACCUAGGUGGCCUGACAAAUGGCAGUGGGCGCUACAUUUCGGCAGCACCUGGAGCUGAAGCCAAGUACCGGAGCGCCGGUGGUACCUCCAGUCUGUUUAAUUCCAGCAGCCAGCUGUUUCCGCCAUCUCGACCUCGCUACAGUCGUUCCGAUGUCAUGCCGUCCGGUCGCAGUCGCCUUUUAGAAGACUUCAGAAACAACCGCUUCCCUAACCUCCAGCUGCGUGACCUUCCAGGACACAUGGUGGAGUUUUCUCAAGACCAACACGGAUCGAGAUUCAUCCAACAAAAGCUGGAGAGAGCCACCCCCGCUGAGAGGCAGAUGGUUUUUGGAGAGAUCUUACAGGCAGCUUACCAACUCAUGACCGACGUAUUUGGAAACUACGUCAUUCAGAAGUUUUUUGAGUUUGGAAGUGCGGACCAGAAACUGGCUUUGGCCACUCGUAUCCGUGGACACGUUCUUCCCCUGGCUCUACAGAUGUACGGUUGUAGGGUGAUUCAGAAAGCCCUGGAGUCCAUUUCCUCAGACCAGCAGGUAAUUAGUGACAUUGUUCGUGAGCUGGAUGGACACGUGUUGAAGUGCGUGAAGGACCAGAAUGGGAACCACGUGGUCCAGAAGUGCAUCGAGUGUGUCCAGCCUCAGGCCUUGCAGUUCAUUAUUGAUGCUUUCCAGGGACAGGUGUUUGUGCUCUCCACACACCCAUACGGUUGCAGAGUGAUCCAGAGGAUUCUAGAGCACUGCACCCAGGAGCAGACCCUCCCCAUCUUGGAGGAGCUGCAUCAACACUCUGAACAGCUGGGCCAGAAAUAUCAAGGCGUUUCAUUGGAGAUGACACCCAAAACAUAUUAUACAGUGUCCCGCGAUGCACUGUUCAAGGAUCAGUACGGUAACUACGUCAUUCAGCAUGUUCUGGAGCAUGGCAGACCUGAAGACAAGACCAAGAUAGUAGCAGAGGUCCGUGGAAAAGUUCUCAUCCUGAGCCAACACAAGUUUGCAAGCAAUGUCGUGGAGAAGUGUGUCAUCCACUCUUCCCGCUCUGAGAGAGCUCUUCUGAUCGAUGAAGUGUGCUGCCAGAAGGAUGGGCCUCACAGCGCCCUGUACACCAUGAUGAAGGACCAGUAUGCCAACUAUGUUGUCCAAAGAAUGAUUGACAUGGCAGAACCAGCUCAGCGCAAAAUAAUUAUGCACAAGAUCCGGCCUCAUAUUGCCACUCUGCGCAAGUACACAUACGGAAAACACAUCCUGGCCAAGCUAGAGAAAUAUUACAUGAAGAGUGGAUCCGAACUGGGUCCCAUUGGUGGCCCCACAAAUGGCCUCAUGUAGCCUGGUCCCCCGACGAAGACGAGUAGGAUUCCAAACCUGCCCUUGUUCUGUGAGAGAUGAGCUUCUUAGCCAUACGGCCUUUGAUGACCUCUGACCUUUUUUUUCUGUGGUGGGGGUUGGUGGUUACCAAAAAUUAAUAACACACGAGUCUUCACAUGAGUACGCUGUGACAAUUUAACCCUGCCACUCUGACACCCCUGGUGCAGGUCCUCAGCGAGGGAUAGACAAAGUCAACAGGCUGUGAUAUAACAAAUUUUUCUUUCUUUUUUUUUUUCUGGGUAAAGCACAAGCCCAUGUUAAUGAUGUAAUUGAUGUAUUUGAACAAUUGUCAUAAUAUGUACAUUUAAUUUUUUUUUACUUGUAAAUUCUCUGUAGAAAAAGAAAUUUAUUACACAUUUGCUGAAAAUUUACAAUUCUUAUUCUUAACACCAGCAAGUGACUUUAUAAGGGUACACGAAGAAGAAAAGGUCAGUUUUGGUUUUGUAACCUGCCCUUUGUCAACUGUUCAAAUUAAAUCCGGAAUAUUUGUAUAUGACCCCAUGCACAGUACGUGUGCUUCCAAUGCCAAAGCAGCUGUUGGAUUAGAGUAGUUUUCACUAGCACGCCAUCGUAGGGACAGACAGGAACUUUUCCAUCCACUUUGUGCCACAGACGUCGAGGUCGUCAGGACCAGUUUGCGAGCUUGGCUUCAGGGAUCGGUGUUCUAGUCCAGGGUAGUGCGUUUGUUUUCCAAGGAACAGUUGUUUUAAUUCUUGCCUUCUUUUCCAGCUAAGAGGUGGUGUAUGUUCACCCCCUCCCACUCCCCCCACACACUCUCAGCCGAGCAGCUCGUAAUCUGCUUGUAGUUUUGGUACUAAACAUCACAGCCUAUCAGAUUUCGUGACACCGCGUCCACCGAGCCCCCUUUUUUUUUAAUUGUUGCAUUCCUAAUCGCUCAAGAUUGAGGUUUGAUACAAGAUGACAAAACCAACCAUUGGAACGUAGAAACACGGAAGCAGAGCACCAGGGUUGGUUGUACAGUGGAUGUGCGAAUCUGCUAGAAGCCUGACAUGAAUUGACAGCAGUUGGGGAGCUGCUUGUGUCUUUUGUUUUCCUGGGGGGUGGGCCUUUGGUAUGCAUUGGCAUGCUGUGACAAACGUUUUAAUCCUGGCAAUGAAUUUCUUUCUAAUCUUGUUUUGUGUAACAUCUAAUCCGUCUGGUAGUUUUUUGAGAUGAACACUGCCCUGGAGAACAGUAACUUUACGUACUGAAUAAUCAUCUCUCGCUUAGUUGUCGUAGUAGUUGUAGUUGUCGUAGUAGCUGCAGUAGUUUAACGAUGUAUAGCAUCUUUAUGUAUGAGUAACUUUGUUGCUUUUGGGGUUGGGGGACCUUGCACCUUUGAUGGAAACCCCCCCUCACCGCCUGAAGGUUGGAGUAGUCAGGUGAGGGCGAGAAGUGGUGAAGUCAAGCUUGUCUCAGAUCUGUACAUCUGAGGUGAAGUGAACCAGGGAUGUCAGAUUAUUAUUUUAAACCGGUCUGAUGUUGUUGUUUUGUUUCUUUUUUAAAUAAUUUACAUUUGGUUGGGUAUGCAAGUCCAUUGGUGGAGGCUGGUGGGGGAGGGGCAUCAAACGCUAAACACUUCACCUGUAAUGCUCGUAGUGAUGGCUUCUUUGCUUCAUAUAUGAAUAAUUGUAGAAUACAUGUAGUAUAUGUGCAGUUAUUAAGUGUAAAAUUAUUAGUUUAACCGAGGAAAAAAAAGUCUAGAUGUGGUGUUUUGUUUUUUUUUGUUUCUUUGACAGGCCUUGCUCUAAAUUUGUAGUGAUGCUUUUAUUUCGUCUGUACAGUUGUACAUUUGUAAACGUUUAUGCUGUAAAUGGGAUGUCUUUUACACUUUUUUGGGGGGAAAAAAGGCAAAUGUGCAUUUUGAUGUUUGUGUAUAUUCAUCACUCCUUCCCCCCUGAAUAUAAUGUAUACAGUUUUAUUUGAUUCAAUGUCAUUUUUAAAGUAAGGAACCUCUAUGGCUUCAUAAUCUGGCAUGUUGUUUUUUGUUUUUAAAUCUGUUAGGGGAAAGGCCAGCCUCUAUUUGUACUGGAGCUGUAACAUCCUCUGUUGAUAGUCUUUCUGAUUUGUGACAGUUUAAAAAAAAAAAAAAAAAAAAGAAACAUUACUGUACUUAAUCCAAGGCUGCAUUUUAGUCCUCUGCUAUCAUGGAAAACUUCACAGGAGACGACAAUAAUUAUUUUUGUACAGAACAGUGCUGUAUUUUGAAACAGCUACUACCUUGUAAAAGCAAAAGCAGUGUAAAUUAUUGUCAAUUAUAUAAAUAUGAACAUAUGAGUUUUUGUCACACUGUCAAAGUCAUGUACAUUUUCAGGUGGCCUUAUGUACAUUUCCAGAUGUUAGAUGAAGAAACAAGCUCAUUUUUGGCAGCAGAAUUGUGACUAUGUAUGAUUAAACUGUUCUUCUAACAUUCGACUUGUACUGUUGUAGUUUGUCUUGGCCAGGGGUCUCCAGCCUUUUUCCUCUGAGAGCUCCUUUGACAAAAUAAAAAUGACAGAGAGC
Molecule: messenger RNA, 6398 nt
Organism: Cynoglossus semilaevis (tongue sole)
Lineage: Eukaryota; Metazoa; Chordata; Actinopteri; Pleuronectiformes; Cynoglossidae
Gene: pum2
Product: pumilio RNA-binding family member 2
Exons: 23
Coding region: 222-3857 (1211 amino acids)
Biological process (GO): regulation of mRNA stability; miRNA processing
Cellular component (GO): cytosol; cytoplasm
Molecular function (GO): mRNA 3'-UTR binding
Source: RefSeq, a predicted model, not a curated record